Molecule: messenger RNA, 402 nt
Organism: Penicillium oxalicum
Lineage: Eukaryota; Fungi; Ascomycota; Eurotiomycetes; Eurotiales; Aspergillaceae
Exons: 1
Coding region: 1-402 (133 amino acids)
Source: RefSeq, a predicted model, not a curated record
AUGCGUCUCCACACAACUCUUGUACCAUUGGCUCCUGCACCUGAUACGGGGCCCGAUUGCAUGAGAUGCGGCAAGCCUAGCGACGAAUUCGUGACGAAAACUUCGAACCGUAACAACAAUGCAGGUCGACCAUAUUUUAAAUGUGUCCCAUGCAAUAAAUUCUUGGUUUUCAAUGACAUCCGUGGCAAUGAUCCCGAUAACCCGGUCUGUUAUUGUGGUGUUUCCAGUAAACGACAAGCUGCAGGGCGCUAUCGCCAAGUUCCGCGUGGUGUACAUUAUGUCUGUCGACUCGGCCGGUGUAAUUUUUAUAUGCCACAGAUAGGGAGUACCGGCCGUCAGGUGUCUCUGGAAGAUGUUGAAGAAGAGCUUUUGCAACUGCUAGUUCGAUUUUGUGUAAUUUAA